Messenger RNA from Tupaia belangeri chinensis (Chinese tree shrew), 1587 nucleotides. RefSeq names its product solute carrier organic anion transporter family member 2A1 (gene SLCO2A1). Gene Ontology annotation, molecular function: prostaglandin transmembrane transporter activity; protein binding. Lineage: Eukaryota; Metazoa; Chordata; Mammalia; Scandentia; Tupaiidae. The record is from RefSeq and is a predicted model, not a curated record. Gene Ontology annotation, cellular component: basolateral plasma membrane. Gene Ontology annotation, biological process: transmembrane transport; prostaglandin transport; sodium-independent organic anion transport.
UGCUGCUCUCCAACCACAGGACAGUCACCAAGCGUCUGUUGGCAGUAAGCCAGGGAGGGACUCGCCACUGCCGGCCCAGCCAGUGUGCAGGGCCAGAACCAGCCGCCCAGCUCGGGCAGGAGCGGCCCUCUUCGGUGUCUUCAGGCACACUGCGGGGAGGAGCAGACCAUGGCUGGGACUGGGACGGGAUGCGCCGGCAGCUGCCCACCCUCCUCCGUCAGCAGGUGUCUGUGUGCCUCCUGCCCUCUGCCACAGCAGGGCUGCCGGGAAGAGAACGACCAAGCUCAGCCCACGCUCAACCCCAGCAGAACCUGGAGGUGUUCGUGCUCUGCCAUGGCCUGCUGCAGCUCUGCCAGCUCCUGUACAGCGCCUACUUCAAGAGCAGCCUCACCACCAUCGAGAAGCGCUUCGGGCUCUCCAGCUCCUCCUCGGGGCUCAUUUCCAGCUUGAAUGAGAUCAGCAAUGCCAUCCUCAUCAUCUUCGUCAGCUACUUCGGCAGCCGGGUGCACCGUCCGCGGCUCAUCGGCAUCGGGGGUCUCCUCCUGGCUGCGGGCGCCUUCGUCCUCACACUCCCGCACUUCCUCUCCGAGCCCUACCGGUACAGCGUGGCCAGCGCCGGAGGCCAGCAGCGUGUGGGGCCUGAUGGUGGUUGCCCAGCUGCUGGCUGGCAUCGGGACCGUGCCCAUCCAGCCGUUCGGGAUCUCCUACGUGGACGACUUCUCAGAGCCCACCAAUUCACCUCUGUACAUCGCCAUCUUGUUUGCCAUCUCUGUGUUCGGGCCGGCUUUCGGGUACCUGCUGGGCUCUGUCAUGCUGCAGGUCUUCGUGGACUACGGCAGGGUCGACACAGCGACGGUGAAUCUGAGCCCAGGUGACCCUCGAUGGAUCGGAGCCUGGUGGCUAGGCCUGCUGAUUUCUUCAGCCUCCUUGGUUCUCACCUCCCUCCCCUUUUUCUUCUUUCCUCGAACCAUGCCCAGCGGAGUAGAGAGGUCUCCUGCCACAGCGGACGAGGCAAGGAAGAUGGGAAAUGCCAACUCAAGAGGCUCCCUGGUGGAUUUCAUUAAACGGUUUCCCCGCAUCUUCCUGCGGCUCCUGAUGAACCCGCUCUUCAUGCUGGUGGUCCUGGCCCAGUGCACCUUCUCCUCCGUCAUCGCCGGCCUCUCCACCUUCCUCAACAAGUUCCUGGAGAAGCAGUACGGCACCUCCGCCGCCUAUGCCAACUUCCUCAUCGGUGCCGUAAACCUCCCUGCUGCGGCCUUGGGGAUGCUGUUUGGAGGAAUCCUCAUGAAGCGUUUUGUCUUCUCUCUGCAAACCAUCCCCCGCGUGGCUGCCACCAUCAUGACCAUCUCUAUGAUCCUCUGUGCCCCCCUCUUCUUCAUGGGCUGUUCCACCCCAACCGUGGCUGAGGUCUACCCUCCCAGCACGUCGAGUUCUGUACGUCCUCAGCCUCCCGCCUGCCGCAGGGACUGCUCGUGCCCAGAGCCCAUCUUCCACCCGGUCUGCGGAGACAACGGCGUGGAGUACCUCUCCCCCUGCCACGCUGGCUGUCACGAAGUCAACUUGAGCUCUACAGCUCCUAAGGCAAUG